Molecule: messenger RNA, 868 nt
Organism: Acanthisitta chloris (rifleman)
Lineage: Eukaryota; Metazoa; Chordata; Aves; Passeriformes; Acanthisittidae
Gene: PSMA1
Product: proteasome (prosome, macropain) subunit, alpha type, 1
Exons: 10
Biological process (GO): ubiquitin-dependent protein catabolic process
Cellular component (GO): proteasome core complex; proteasome core complex, alpha-subunit complex; nucleus
Source: RefSeq, a predicted model, not a curated record
UAUGACAACGAUGUCACGGUUUGGAGCCCGCAGGGCCGAAUUCAUCAAAUAGAAUAUGCCAUGGAAGCUGUGAAACAAGGCUCAGCUACUGUGGGGCUGAAGUCGAAAACACAUGCUGUUCUGGUUGCUCUCAAGAGAGCACAGUCUGAGCUGGCAGCUCACCAGAAAAAAAUCCUGUAUGUUGACAACCAUAUUGGUAUCUCAAUUGCUGGACUCACUGCGGAUGCAAGACUCUUGUGCAAUUUCAUGCGUCAGGAGUGUUUGGAUUCUAGGUUUGUGUUUGACAGACCUCUUCCAGUCUCUCGCCUAGUGUCACUAAUUGGAAGCAAAACUCAGAUACCAACCCAGCGUUACGGCAGGAGGCCCUACGGCGUAGGACUGCUCAUCGCAGGUUAUGAUGACAUGGGUCCUCACAUCUUCCAGACUUGUCCCUCUGCAAACUACUUUGACUGCAAAGCAAUGUCCAUUGGUGCUCGUUCACAGUCAGCACGGACUUACUUGGAGAGGCACAUGACGGAGUUCACCGAGUGUAAUCUAAAUGAGCUAGUUAAACAGGAUCUGACCACCAAGAAUGUUUCCAUUGGAAUUGUUGGCAAAGACAUGGAGUUUACCAUUUAUGACGAUGAUGAUGUAGCCCCGUUCCUAGAAGGUCUUGAGGAGAGACCACAGAGAAAGCCUGUUCCACCUGCUGAAGUGCCUGUGGAAAAGGCAGAUGAGCCAAUGGAGCACUAGUUGGUGGAUGAGUUAAUGUAUAAUUAUACAGGAACUAUUAUCCAUUUGCUGGUAACUUUAUCCUCACCUAUAUCUGUUUUCUGACGCCACAUUCUGAGGAUUGCUCUUAAAAGAAAGAAACCAACCAACCUAUCCU